Messenger RNA from Entamoeba dispar SAW760, 990 nucleotides. RefSeq lists its product as uncharacterized. The transcript has 2 exons. The record is from RefSeq and is a predicted model, not a curated record. NCBI's taxonomy places the organism in Eukaryota, Evosea, Mastigamoebida, Endamoebidae. Bases 1 to 990 code for a protein of 329 amino acids.
AUGUCAAUUGUUAGUGAUACCAACAGUACGCAAAUGUGUUCAUUUUCAGGUGCACCAGAACUUCCACCAUGUCCAGACAUAACGGAAACACCUAAAGAAGAAACAAAAGCAAAGAAGAAUAAAACAAAUAAUAAAGAGAAGAUGAAUCAAUUUAUUAAAAGACAGAUGAAUGAUGAUCCAAUUGAUGUUAUGAUGGAUAUUAUUGAAGAAAAUAAACGAUUAAGAAAAGAACUAGAAAGAAUCCGAUUAAUGAAUUAUUUUGAUAUAAAUACACAAGAUAGUAGUGAUAUAGAAGAUGAGAGUGAAGUAGAUGAAAUAGGAAUAGAUAAAAUAGAUGAAAUAGUGAAUAAUAGAUUAUCUAAAAUUAAAGAAGGAAAUAAAAUACAACAAGUUCAUCAUCAAAUAUUCUUUUAUUAUAAUAGUUUAAAUAUUAUAUUAGGUAAACAAGGAACAGGAAAAACAACAUUUAUAAUGAAAGAAUUAAUAAAAAUGAAUAAAAUAGAACAUUUAUAUGGAGCAGUUAUUUAUGUAUCACAAAGUGCAGGAGAAGAUGAAACAUUUAAAGAAUUAAAAGAUUUAAUUAAAACACCAAUUUAUGGAAUGAAUUAUGAAAAAUUUAUGCCAGCAUUAAUACAAUAUUAUAAACAACCACAAGAAAAACAUUUAUUAAUUAUAUUAGAAGAUGCAUCAUUUUCACUAAUGAAAGAAGAUAAAUCAUGGGGAGAAAUUAUUACAAGAUUAAGACAUUUAAAAACAACUAUUAUUGUAAAUAUGCACAUAUGGAAAAGUUUAAAUGCCUCAUUUAAAACACAAGUAGCAACAAUUAUUAUAUUUAAAGGAUAUUCUAAAGAAAAUUUUAAUUAUAUAUUUAGACAAACAGCAGCAAAUACAAGUGGAACUGUUGGAUAUUAUUUAUAUUUAGGAAUGAAUAAAGAUCAAUUAUUAAAAAUAGAUAAUUUAACAGGAGAUAUAAGUGUUAUUAAAAAAUAA